Molecule: messenger RNA, 4625 nt
Organism: Bursaphelenchus xylophilus (pine wood nematode)
Lineage: Eukaryota; Metazoa; Nematoda; Chromadorea; Rhabditida; Aphelenchoididae
Source: the annotation of a GenBank genome assembly
AUGGCUAAUAAACAGUCGGCGACCAUUGAGCAGCUUGCGGCCCGUCUCGGCCGCAUGGACGUGAACCAGCUCAUGGCGCACAAUGAGAAGGCCCUGCUGAAGAAAGGACUCAAGAAGAAGGAUGCGGUUGCUCCGACGGUGGCGCCCGGAACCCUGGGCAAUCAAGACAGCGUGUGGACGAACGUGUAUCCCGUCAGAGUACCCGACGGGAUCAAGGUCUUCUACUAUAAGAUCAAGGUGGAAGUUGGCGUCAAGCCGAAGUCUUGUGUGGAUCAGAGGUGGUUCGACAUUACCGCGGAUCGUAAACACGAGUAAGUUGCUUGGGAAGUUGAUUGGUUUUUCAUGAAAAUGCCGUCUUCUUCAAUUUUCUUCCAUUUUUAGAGUCGAUGCUCGCAAUUUGAUGAGGAUGGCUUACGAUGUUGUUCAGCACGUUGUGGCCACCAACCAUGAUGUGUUCCUGGACCCGAAGAAAGUCGCUUACGAUGGAAAGAAUAAUUUGUAUGCUUUUGGACAACAAUUGGAAAUCAGAGAUGGUGUAAGUUUCAUUUUUGGUUUUUUUUUGGUUUUUAGGUAAGAAUUAUGUUCUUGGAUCAACAAAAUAAAUCCCACGAUUUUUUCAGGACGUCACAAUUCUCGAAAUUGAAGCUGAAGACGACUUCAAGCCUAUGAGACGUCCCUACAAGUCGGCCAAGGUUACGAUUGAGACAUUACGUCGGUUCUCCAACCUGAGCGAUGCCAACGACCCCUAUGUUCAGGCCAUGAUUUUGUCGUUGGAUGCACUGACGAGUCAAGGCUUUAUGAAGUCGUUGGAUCAUGCGUUCUCCGCUCCGCAGACUGCUUAUCUUUUCGAGCCCCGAAAGUAUGGAUUUGACGCUAAAGAUCUAUCACUUCCGGCGCAAAGUGAGGUUGGAAUUGGGGGCCACAAGACCUGCAAAUUUGUGAGCGCUAACGGAAAACCAGUCUUGGGAGCCGUUUUGAAGGGUGAGUUUUGGUUUGGCAAUGAUUUUAUGCGGGUUGGAAGAGGAUAGCAUGGAAUUAUGAGAGGUUUGAGAUCUCCUUUUUACUCAUGGAGAAUAUAAUUUUUUGUUUUUUUCAGCCAAGAAGAGCCCGUUCUACGUCAAGAUGUGCAUCAUCGACAAGGUGCUCUCAGCUUGGCCAGAUAUUGUCGAUAAUCCGUUUGGUUACAUGGACGGCCUCAACGACAUGCUCACCGGUCUUGUGAUGGAAGGCAAGCACUGCAACCUCGCCUGGCCGCUUCAGAUCAAAUGUGUCAUAAGGGAGAGUGCCGCCGAGAAAUGCUUCACAAUGCCCGACAACUCGUUGGUUUCGGUUCAGGACUACUACAAGAACCAGUAUGGAAUCACGUUGCAGUAUCCUCAGCUGCCAUUGAUUGAGGUCGGAGCGCGUGGAAAGGAGAGUUCCUUCCAUCCCAUGGAGUUGUACUACAUCUGUGCGGCUCAACGUGUCAAGAAUCGCCAUUUGCACUAUUUGACGGCGGAUUUGAUCAAGGUAGGUUGAUUUUUUUUUGGUUUAGGUUUUUACUAGUCCUCCCGGAAAGUCGUCGGGCUGAUUUUUUUUCGUUUGCUCUAAAUUGCACAGUGCAAAGUGAACUUUUGUGUUCGCACAGUGCAAACGCCAAAAAUCAGUCCGGCGACAUGCACUGUGCGAGAUCAACUUUUUGGCGGUUGCACUGUGCGAAAAAGUCAGGGUGCGAGCGACAGCUCAAAAAAGCCUAUUGCACGGUGCAAAAAGCAAAUAAUUGCACAGUGCAAAGUGAACUUUUAUUUUCGCACAGUGCAAAGCGCCAAAAAUAAGUCCGGCGACAUGCACUGUGCGAAAUCAACUUUUUGGCGGUUGCACUGUGCGAAAAGGUCAGGGUGCGAGCGACGGCUCAAAAAAGCCUAUUGCACGGUGCAAAAAGCAAAUAAUUGCACAGUGCAAAGUGAACUUUCAUUUUCUCGUGUCGCCGAUUUUAGGCAUGCGCCCUGCUCCCUCGAGACGUCCAAAAUCAAUUGAGUUCCGUCCGCAAUUUGUUUUGCUUCGACGCCAACGAUCAAAUGAGGGAUCUCGGAAUCAGCAUUGAUGAAACCCCGGCUAAAGUAAGUUUCAUUUGUAGUUUGAAUAGUCUAAAGUGUCGUCAAAGAAUUAUCGAUCAUAUUUUUCAGGCUCCGGCAAGACGAAUUGCCGCUCCAGGCAUCAGCUAUCGCGGCCGAAUGCAAACCGUGGAUCCCGCGCAGAGCACCUGGAAGGGAGGCCCUUAUGUUUUGCCCCGAAACGAAGUCCGAUGGGCUCUCUACAGUGUGCAGGAGAGACCUGUUCUCCAGCAACAGGGCCUCAUCCAGUUCGGUCGACAGUUUCUUGAAGCUCUGCAAGGCAAGGGGGUGAAUAUUGGAGAGCCCGGAGAGUGUGUGUCCCACAGAUACGAAGGAAAUGAGACCUUUGAGAAGCUGAUCAAAAGAGCCAAGAAUGGAAAAUGCGAUAUGGUCAUGUUUGUCACCCAGAAAACGCUGAAAAUUCAAGGUGAGUCUAGUGUAAUAUAAGGUGGAGGAUUUUUUAUAUUUUUUGAUUUAAAUUAUUAUGUUUGUUCGUUUAGAUACGAUCAAACAAUGGGAGCAAACUUUGGACAUUAUCACUCAAAAUGUGACCGUUGACACCGCCCAGAACGCUGCUGGAAUCCGAGGCCCACCCAGAAGAUUGACCAUGGAGAACAUUGCCAACAAGUUUAAUGUGAAACUUGGCGGUCUCAACUACCGAGUCAUUGAUUCCCUUCAACGCAAAACUGUCGGAGAGAACGAUCUCUUCGUUGGAAUCACGCUUGGUCGCCCAUCGAUUGGGAUGUACGAGGCCAGAGAAUACAUGACCAACUUUGAUAUGGACGGAGCUCCAAAUGUGGUCGCUUUCAUGGCCAAUGACCUUGCGGACUCGCUGGCUUUCACUGGAGAUUACAUCUAUCAGCAUCCGAAGAUGCAGGAAGUGAACAUUGAGAAUGUUGAAAGGAUCGUAAGGGAAACUGUUGGAAGGUACGUCAAGAACCGCGGAAGAAAACCACAAAACGUCUGGAUCUUCCGUUAUGGUGUCAACGAGGGGAUGUACGAUGUGGUAAGUAGAUAUAUUCUGAUGUUUUGGUCCUUGUUUUAGUUGGGCUUGAGGUUGUUUUCACUCAUUUGACAAGGAAAGUACCUCUAUGAGGUAUGGAGUUACAGGUCGAGUCAUAUAUUAGCAUUUUCAUAAAGUGCAUGGACUUUUCGUCGCUCGCCGCACUGUGCAAGAAAAAGGUCGACUGCACAGUGCAAUUUGAUUUUUCAAACAAAAUCGCUGCGACACAAGCUUUUUUUCAUUGCGCCGCCGCGAAACUUGAGACAAUUGCACCGUGCAAAAACGUUUUGAAAAGGAUCGUGUCGCGCGAAGAAAGCGAUAUGCACAGUGCAAAAGUCCAUGCACUUUAUGAAAAUGCUAAUAUCAAAAAAAAGCGCAAAAUUUUUCUGAUUCAGAAUAUGUAAAAGUUAGGUGCCUAAUUUUGGUUUGUAAGGGUGAAAAAAUCCUCAGAAGUUUUUACGCAACACCACGCAAAUGCCUUUUUGACAAAGUUUUUUCCAAAUCAAAAGCUUUGUUUUGAGCUAAUGUUAACCGUUGACAAACCUUAAGAUUUCAAAUUUGAUUGAUACUACACCUUUUAAGGUAUUAAAAUUAGUAAUUCCAAUAUAAAAAAGGGGAAUUUGUGUGGUGUUUCGAGAAAAGUUCUGAGGAUUUUUUCACCCUGACAAACCAAAAUUAGGCAGCUAACUUUUACAUAUUUUGAAUCAGAAAAAUUUUAUGAUUUUUUUGAUAUAUGACUUGACCUGUAACUCCAUACCCCAUAGAAGUACUUUCCUCGCGAACUCAUUUUUGACAUUGUUUUAGAUUCUGUCGCAAGAGAUCCCCUUGAUUGAACAUGUCCUCAAGGAACUGGGGUGUGGAAAUCUGAUUUACAUUGCUUGCCUCAAGAAUCACGGUGUGGACUUUCUUUCCGGCAGAUACAACGGAAACAAACCCACCGAACAGAACCUUCCGUAUGGCGUUGUGAUUGAUAGAGUGAUCACCCAUCACAAGUAUGCCGAGUUCUACCUCCUCUCUCACACUGCUCGUCUCGGGACUGCCAAGGUCCCCAAGUACACAAUCCUCGCCAAUCAGCCCUCACUCAGCAUGGAUGAAAUCCAAAAUAUCACAUUCAGCUUGUGCUUUGCCCAUCAGAUUGUCACCACGUCCACGAGUUUGCCAACUCCCGUUUAUUGCGCUGAAGCCUUGGCUGAUCGUGCUAGAAGGAAUUGGAGCUCCUCGGCGAAGGCUGUUUUGUAAGUUCUGAGGAUUUUUUUAGGGGUUGUUGAGGCUUGGGUCUAGUGUAAUAUAAAAUUUUGGCUGAAAUGUGAAUAUUUUUGUUUUGAAAUGUUUUUUUGUCAUUUUAUGAUAGUUUUAGUCAAGAGGAGGGUAAAAUAACAUUGAUUUUUCUUAUUUUAUUACUUUUGUUUUCCAGGGAUCAAGCCGUCCAAGAAGGCCACGACGAGACGAAGGAUAUAUACGAAUAUGUGACCGAACAUUUGAGCCAUGAAACGCGCCCAGGCCUCCGAAAUGUCCGCUUCAACGCCUAA